Molecule: messenger RNA, 4650 nt
Organism: Mus musculus (house mouse)
Lineage: Eukaryota; Metazoa; Chordata; Mammalia; Rodentia; Muridae
Gene: Nln
Product: neurolysin (metallopeptidase M3 family)
Exons: 16
Coding region: 583-2754 (723 amino acids)
Biological process (GO): proteolysis
Cellular component (GO): mitochondrion; mitochondrial intermembrane space; cytosol
Molecular function (GO): peptidase activity; endopeptidase activity; metallopeptidase activity
Source: RefSeq, a predicted model, not a curated record
GGCUAGGGGCGGGGCCACGGCGUAGGCGUGGGCCUGCAGCACGUGGGAGGGCGCUGGCUAGCGGCCUCAGUCUCGAGAUCUGGUCUGCUCCGCUCUGCCCGCUCUCGGCUUCCGGGCUCGCAGACUCCACCGCCCGCCUCCUGCACCUACCAAGCCGGAGGACCACGCGCCAGCUGCUGCCGGCCUCCCGGCCUGCCCAUGAUCACCCUGUGCCUUUCGGCUCUGCGAGGCCUCCACAGGUUGGCCCGCAGUGCCACUCCAGACCAACCUCUCCACCACUGUCUACAUCUGCACAGCACGUACACGUGACCUUGGGUUGAUCACCAGAGCAAAGAAACCAACUCUUUGAGGCUCCCAGUGUGGCUUUAGCAUUCUGAGGCUUGCAUUUGCUGUCUUCUUCCAACAAGGUUUUUUUAAGGAUGUGUAUAUUGGUGUAUCUGAGAUGGAGAGGUGUACACCUGCACACAGUAUCCACAGACUCCAGAGAGGAUGUUAUAGCAGUCAUGAGCUGCUCAACAUCGGUGCCCAACUUCAAGCUUCUACAAGAGCCAUAGAGCUGGUGGUUCCAGGAUUCGGCUCAGAAUGACGUUGGGGAGGGAGGCGGCAUCUCCUCUUCAGGCCAUGUCUUCCUACACCGCCGCAGGCAGGAAUGUUCUCAGAUGGGACCUUUCUCCAGAGCAGAUCAGGACGAGGACAGAGGAGCUCAUAGCACAGACCAAGCAGGUGUAUGAUACCGUGGGGACAAUCAACCUGGAGGAUGUAACUUACGAGAACUGUCUGCAGGUGCUGGCUGACAUAGAAGUGAAGUACAUAGUGGAAAGGACCAUGCUGGACUUCCCUCAGCACGUGUCGUCUGACAGAGAAGUGCGGGCUGCAAGCACAGAAGCGGACAAAAGGCUUUCUCGUUUUGAUAUUGAGAUGAGCAUGAGAGAAGAUGUAUUUCAGAGAAUUGUUCAUUUACAAGAAACGUGCGAUUUGGAGAAGAUAAAGCCUGAGGCCAGGCGAUACUUGGAAAAAUCAAUUAAAAUGGGGAAAAGGAAUGGACUCCAUCUUCCAGAACACGUAAAAAAUGAAAUCAAAUCAAUGAAGAAGAGAAUGAGUGAGCUAUGCAUUGACUUCAACAAAAACCUCAAUGAGGAUGACACGUCCCUUGUAUUUUCCAAGGCUGAACUUGGUGCUCUUCCCGACGACUUCAUUGACAGUUUAGAAAAAACAGAUGAAGACAAGUACAAAGUUACCUUAAAGUAUCCCCACUAUUUUCCUGUCAUGAAGAAAUGCUGUGUCCCUGAAACUCGAAGGAAGAUGGAAAUGGCUUUUCAUACCAGGUGCAAAGAGGUAAGAACACUUACUGCUCUGGCUGACGACCCGGAUUUGGUUCCCAGCACCACAUGGUGUCCUGCAGCCAUCAGUAAAUCCAGUACCAGGGGAUCUGAUGACCCAUUUGGACCCCUCAAGCUCCAGGAAAACACCAUAAUUCUGCAACAGCUCCUGCCGCUGCGAGCACAAGUGGCCAAACUGCUCGGCUACAACACCCAUGCUGACUUUGUCCUUGAACUGAACACUGCAAAGAGCACAAGCCAUGUGGCAACCUUUCUAGAUGAUUUAAGCCAGAAAUUAAAACCCUUGGGUGAGGCUGAACGGGAGUUUAUUUUGAGCUUGAAGAAGAAGGAAUGCGAAGAGCGAGGUUUUGCAUACGACGGGAAGAUCAACGCAUGGGACCUCCAUUACUACAUGACCCAGACAGAGGAGCUCAAGUACUCUGUGGACCAGGAGUCCCUCAAGGAGUACUUUCCCAUUGAGGUGGUCACUGAAGGCCUGCUAAGCAUCUACCAGGAGCUGUUGGGACUUUCAUUUGAACAAGUGGCUGAUGCCCAUGUUUGGAAUAAGAGUGUUUCACUUUACACCGUGAAGGAUAAAGCUACUGGAGAAGUGCUGGGGCAGUUCUACCUGGACCUCUAUCCAAGGGAAGGAAAAUACAACCAUGCGGCCUGCUUUGGUCUCCAGCCAGGCUGCCUUCUCCCUGAUGGCAGUCGGAUGAUGUCUGUGGCUGCCCUGGUGGUCAACUUCUCUCAGCCCAUAGCAGGCCGGCCCUCUCUCCUGAGACACGACGAAGUGCGAACUUACUUCCAUGAGUUUGGUCACGUCAUGCAUCAGAUCUGUGCACAGACUGACUUUGCACGAUUUAGUGGAACAAAUGUGGAAACUGACUUUGUAGAGGUGCCAUCACAAAUGCUUGAAAACUGGGUGUGGGACAUUGACUCCCUGCGAAAACUGUCAAAACAUUAUAGAGACGGACACCCUAUCACAGACGAGCUGCUGGAGAAGCUUGUGGCUUCGAGACUGGUCAACACAGGUCUUCUGACGCUUCGCCAAAUUGUUUUGAGCAAAGUUGACCAGUCCCUCCAUACCAAUGCGUCGCUGGAUGCCGCGAGCGAAUACGCUAAAUACUGCACAGAAAUUUUGGGAGUUGCAGCUACGCCAGGCACAAAUAUGCCAGCUACCUUUGGACAUUUGGCAGGAGGGUAUGACGGCCAGUAUUAUGGAUAUCUUUGGAGUGAAGUCUUUUCCAUGGACAUGUUUCACAGCUGUUUCAGAAAAGAAGGGAUUAUGAAUCCAGAGGUUGGAAUGAAAUACAGAAACCUAAUCCUGAAGCCUGGGGGGUCCCUGGACGGCAUGGACAUGCUCCAGAAUUUCUUGCAACGUGAGCCAAACCAGAAAGCAUUCCUGAUGAGUCGAGGCCUGAAUGCUUCGUAAAGCAGGGACGCUGGGGGCUGUCCGUGGCUGGAGGACAAGCCAACACCGUCCGCCAUGUGGUGCCGGCCUGGAGACUGAAGGCAGUUUUACAAAGGAAAACUUAGAUUUCUAUUCAUUUGCUUUUGUUUCUUCAUUUUAAAAAUUAUACAGAUGUAAAUGGAAUUAUAAAUACUGUGACCUAAGAAAAGACCCACUAAAAAUAAUUGUACUAUAAAGUUUCAUAAAAACAGAUUUGAUUUCUUUUGAUAAAAGUUUCAUAUGACUGUAAUUUGAUUUUUUUACUGUUAUAAUCCAGAUAAUAUAAUGUAAGAGGGCUAAGACAUUUUAAAUUGAAUCACAUACAUGAUAUAAUUUGAUCUUUCUUAUAUCUUGAAGUUUUAUACUUGAGAUUCCUGGACUGAUAAGUGAAUCAGCAUGUUCUCUCUGGUAAAUAUUUUCUCAGAGCCCUGUGUCAACCUUGACCCUCUGCCUCACAACUAAGUGACAGUUUGCCUGUGUGUGUCAAGGCCCGCAGGAUACACUUCAAUGCUGUUUGUCUUUUGUAGUGAGCUUUGUGAUUCUCGGCUUCUGUCACACUUACUUACAUAGCUCCACUUAGAUUUGGGGUUCUUUCCCUUCUAAAAUUUAAUUUCUAAAGUUAAUAUUAUUAUUUAGAUAAUAUUUUUAAAUUUUGUUUCAACUGGCCUAGUAUAUAAGUUUUGUGUCUUGCACUAGAAGCUCAAAUGUCAAGUCUUCGGUUGCAGUCACAGUGAGAGAAGCAGAGAACUUAGGCAUCUUUUGGGUUCUCGACUUUUAGUAUUUGCUAUGUAUUUGUUUCUGCUUGUUUUGCUUAUAUAUAUAUAUUUUUUUUAUUUUGUUUGCUUGAGGCACCAUCUCACCAUGGAGCCAGAUUCGCCUGGAACUCAUGGUAAUUCCCCUGCUUCGGCCUCCCAAGCCUUAGGGGCGCAGGUGUGAGCUGCCUCACUCAGCUCAGUUCUCACGUUUCUAAUAAGACUCUGACCUUGCCUCCCUGAAAGUGGUAGGUCGGCCCUGUAGUCACAGUGUGUUGAAGUGCCAGGGGGAGAGAUGACAUCCACUGGAACUUAGCUUUGAAAACUCCAGAAAAGAGUGCGUUGGAGCAGAGCGUUUGCGAACAGCUGCUCCCAAGUGUUCCGUGGGCAACCGAGCUGUGGGAAAAGGCUGUCCAGCAGGCUGUUUCAUAUGGCGACUGUUAAGUGAACCUCCAGAUCUCCAACUCCUUUUAUUGGGACCUAAGUUUCCAGCUCAGAGUAGUGAGCUCACAGCAUUAUUUUAGCCUUGGGAGUCUACUCCAAACGGAAGCCAAGUAGGAUAGAGAGGAGAAAAUGUAAAUGAGCUGUGAUCGGACUUUCCACAGGGCUUUGAGUUGUUUCUCCACACAUACCUGAGGAAUGACUUUCCUGGCAGGAAACGAAAUUAGAGCCUGUCUGUUCUUUAGACCCGGUGGACUUUGUGUUCAAUAAAAUAUUAUGUCGUGUAAUAAAGUUAUACAGAGUACCAAGAGCUGGUACACAGCAGGGAAGCCCUUUGUUUAUGUAGUUUGAUUUGAUUUUUACAAGGCUGGGCAUCAAACCUCCGGCUUCUUCACCCAUGCUAGCAAGUGCUAUGCUCUCCCAGCUGCUUUUAUGGUGGUGGUAGAAACCUCUGGAAGCGUCUCACAUCUGUCCCCACCCCCAUUUUUGUUUCCUACUUUCAGACAAAAAAAAGGAGAAAAAGAAAGAAAAAAAAAAACUCUCUUCAGCUUUUUCUAUUAUUGCCCGGUUUGUCUCCUUCAAAAAUAACUUCAUCAUAAAUCUUACUUUACUUGGAAAAGCUAAUAGCCAGUGUGUAAAAGACUGACUGCACACAAUAAAGUGACAUCAUUGUCCGUGAGAAUGA